CACACAUGCUGUGUGGGAUGACUCACUAAAGCAGAGAUGGGAAUGCAAAGGGAGGGGGAACACCCAGGCACCCUCCCACAAGGACUCGUCGGCAAGGAUCACCUGUCACAACUGCUUCCCGGACUGCGUCUUGUCACCAGAGAUCCGGCAGAACUGGUUACCAAGGGGAAGCCGGAGUGCCAGUGAUCUGUGGGCGUGUGUGCCAGGGGCGAAAAGCGGCCAUGGGUUCCGGGAUGAGUAAGAUUGUGGAGGGCCUGUACCUCGGAAACAUCAGGGAUUCUGAAGACAGGGAGAACCUGGGAAAGCACGGGAUCACACACAUCCUGUCUGUCCACAACAGUGCCAAGCCUGGGCUGGAAGACAUGACCUAUCUCUGCAUAUCUGCUUCAGACUCCUCUAAUCAAAACCUGUUGCAGCAUUUUAAGGAGAGCAUCAGGUUUGUUCACGAAUGUCGGCUGCAUGGAGGAAGAUGCCUCAUUCAUUGUUUAGCGGGGGUUUCCCGCAGCACCACCCUCGUGAUCGCCUACCUGAUGACGGUGACCAACUUUGGCUGGGAAGAGUGCCUGGCGGCCAUCAAAACGGUCCGCUCGUACGUGAGCCCCAACUUUGGUUUCCAGCAACAGCUGCAGGAGUAUGAAAAGACGUUGCUCAAAGAGUACCGAGCCUGGAUCCGGCAGGAAUAUGGCAAGAACCCGUUUGAUGACCAAGGGGAGCUGCAGCGUUUACUCUCCCAGCACGAAGAGAAAACAAGAGAGCAGCAAAUCGGACACAGGGAGACUAACUGGACCAAUGCUCCGGGCCCCACCAGGCCUCUCUCACACAACGCCUAUGCUAGCGGCACCAGCAGUCGCUGGACGAACAGAUAACCGUGCCGUUAGACGGGACUCUGCAUGGUUCCUCUCUGGGAGGAGCAGCUUUGUUGUUUUGAUCUCUGCUGGAGAAUUAAGUAGGUUAGCUGCUUCGGGAGGCGCUGUCGCAAUCGGCAGGUCGAAUAGUUAGAGCCGCCCUCUCUCUGGGGGUUUCCUCCCGGCUCUGCCACAGAUCUGCAAAGCGAUCGUGUGACUUCCAGUGACUCUGAUGUUGCAGUCCAUGUGGUCAACU
Molecule: messenger RNA, 1101 nt
Organism: Gekko japonicus
Lineage: Eukaryota; Metazoa; Chordata; Lepidosauria; Squamata; Gekkonidae
Product: dual specificity protein phosphatase 22-A-like
Exons: 9
Coding region: 222-866 (214 amino acids)
Biological process (GO): protein dephosphorylation; transforming growth factor beta receptor signaling pathway; positive regulation of JNK cascade
Cellular component (GO): cytosol
Molecular function (GO): protein tyrosine/serine/threonine phosphatase activity
Source: RefSeq, a predicted model, not a curated record